CUAGAAUGCCCCUACGCUUACAUGCUUCUCUCUCUAUUGCAUCUACCUACUCUAGCUACUCUGCUCUCAUUCCACCCUUCUACACUCUGAGAUUACUCCUCCCACCACCAUUUCUCUGCAAACAUCCGCUCGCUCGUGCGUAUCAGUUAGUAGCCAUGUCGCCCAAGCAGGCUACUCUUGGGAAGUUCUUCGGCAACCCUAAUGGUAACAAUGCCAAGCCACAGCAAUCGAAGCUUUCCUUUUCGACCAAGCCGAAGCCAUUGAGCGAGCAUUCCCUGUCUACUAAGGAGCCCGGUCCGUCGAUAGGGAUAGUGCACACUGAAGCUGACGCCGAGGUAACCCCCCCAGCCAAGGGAGAGCCAAUGGAUGUGGGCAGUGAUGGUUCGUCAGAGUCCGGGAAGAAGCGACAAAUGAAGGAGGAGAGUGAAUCAGACGAGGAGCCUCCCUCGAAGCGGCAGCGGAGGAAGCCAAAGAGGGCAGCAUCGGCCAGUGCGAAGAAGAGCAAGGAUUCACUAAAGAGAGCUAAGAUGCUCGAGGAAGUACCGCGCAAAGGGAAAGACAAAAAGACAUCAUCCAAGUCGGAGCCCGAAGAGCAGUUGGAUCCGGAUGAACGAAAAUCAGCGCCAACAAAGAAGCAAAAGAGCAUAAAGAUGGACAUUGAAGAGUUGCCUGCCAUGGAGUCAAGCACGAGCGACGCAGAGGACUCCCUCAACUCUGACGAGGAGCCACCAGAAGUCGCAGAAAAGGCUCGAGAAAAGGUGCAGUCUACCCUGAAGUCCAUGACCAACGAUCCGUAUCCAGACUGGAGACCUGGCGAGCCUAUUCCUUACGCAGCGCUCUGUACAACCUUUGCAAAGAUCGAGAUGACUACGAAGCGCUUGGAAAUACUCGCACAUUGCUCUCUCUUCCUUCGGCAAGUGCUCCGGCUAACUCCUGCGAACCUUUUACCAACCAUCCUGCUCAUGACCAACAAGCUUGCCGCUGAUUACUCUGGCGUCGAGCUCGGAAUUGGAGAGUCGCUAAUUAUGAAAGCGGUUUCUCAAAGCACGGGCAGGAGUUUGGCGCACAUCAAAGCGGACCAGAACGAGGUGGGUGACAUUGGACUCGUCGCUGCUAAAAGCAGGUCAAAGCAACCGACCAUGUUCAAGCCAAAAGCUCUUACCGUACCAGGAGUACACAAGGGUCUAAUGGACAUUGCCACAACGGAGGGCCAAGGCGCUCAAGGCCGAAAGGUCGAUGGGAUUAAGAAGCUCCUGUCUGCAGCGGAUGCGCACACCGCCGGGAAAGCCGUGGACAUCACCAAGGAUAAGGGUGGUCCCAGUGAGGCCAAGUUCAUUGUCCGAACCUUGGAGGGCAAACUGCGGCUGGGUCUUGCUGAAAGGACAGUUUUGGUUGCUCUAGCUCAGGCCAUGAUGUUCCACGAAAUGUCAGCGAAAGGGAGCAAGAUUCCGUCCACGGCAGACUUGGCCAAAGCAGAGUCUACAUUGAAGUCUGUCUAUAGCGAACUUCCCAGCUAUGAAGUCAUAAUUCCGGCAAUGCUCAAGCAUGGCAUCCUCAGCCUGCCAGAUAACUGCAGAUUACAGCCUGGUGUACCUCUCAAGCCCAUGCUUGCGAAGCCGACAAAGUCGAUUACGGAGGUCCUUGAUAGAUUUGAUGGAAAAGAUUUCACUUGUGAAUACAAGUACGACGGUGAACGGGCCCAAAUUCAUUUCGUAGCGCAUGAUUCUCCCCUAGAUCUUGUGACCGCACCACCGUCCGCAGGAAAGAGUGACAAAGGUGUCUCCAAUAUUUUCUCCAGGAACUCCGAGGAUCUUUCAAAGAAAUACCCAGACAUCCUUGCCAAGCUGCCCGAUUGGGUUAAAGACGGGACGAAGAGCUUUGUUCUGGACUGCGAGACUGUUGCAUGGGAUAUGGUUGAGAGGAAAGUUCUGCCUUUCCAGCAAUUAAUGACAAGGAAGAGGAAGGACGUCAAGGUCGAGGACGUAAAAGUCAAAGUGUGUGUUUUCGCAUUCGAUAUUCUUUAUCUGAAUGGCGAGGCACUUGUCAACAAGCCAUUCCGCAAUCGUCGAGAGCUUCUCCACGAAGCAUUUGUGCCCGUAGAAGGCGAAUUUGCAUUUGCCAAAUACAGUAACACCAACGAGUUAGAAGAGAUACAAACCCUUCUUGAGGAGAGCAUCAAAGCCUCUUGUGAAGGUUUAAUGGUGAAGAUGUUGGACGGUCCAGAGAGCUCGUAUGAACCCAGCAAACGUUCGCAGAAUUGGCUCAAGGUCAAGAAGGACUAUCUCUCCGGUGUGGGCGAUUCCCUUGACUUAGUAGUUCUCGGAGCCUAUUAUGGUAAAGGUAAACGCACUAAUUGGUUCGGUGCCUUCCUGCUCGCAUGCUACAACCCCUCCACCCAGAACUUUGAAACCGUCUGCAACAUUGGCACUGGCUUUUCUGAAGCCAUCCUGGAAACUCUCCACACACAACUCUCUACCAUCAAAAUCGAUCGACCGAAACCAUUUUAUACCCACUCCAGCGGGAACAAAGACCAGCCAGACGUAUGGUUUGAGCCAAAGUAUGUGUGGGAAGUCAAGACAGCAGACUUGACGCUAUCCCCGAGGUAUAAAGCUGCGGCCGAUGAGGUGGCGGGAGGCGGGAAGGGAGUCAGCCUGCGGUUUCCAAGAUUUAUCAGGGGGAGAGAUGACAAGAAACCGGAGCAGGCGAGCACGUCGAGGAUGAUUGCGGAAAUGUAUCAGAGGCAGGACAGCGUGGCGAAGAUAUUGAGCCAGUUCAGAAGUUAUCAUAUGGAUAUUCACACCAACAUGGGUGUAACGAUCAUUCUCGCUUUCCAUUCCAAGCUGGCAGAAGCACCAACACCCCUCUUUCUUCUCGCUAGCGAAAACUGUCCGAAUAGUGAUAUUCGGGCGCCUGGUUGA
This is a messenger RNA of Lindgomyces ingoldianus, 2918 nucleotides long. RefSeq names its product DNA ligase 1. Gene Ontology annotation, biological process: Okazaki fragment processing involved in mitotic DNA replication; DNA biosynthetic process; lagging strand elongation. The transcript is spliced from 7 exons. Bases 6 to 2918 code for a protein of 970 amino acids. Gene Ontology annotation, molecular function: ATP binding; DNA binding; DNA ligase (ATP) activity. Gene Ontology annotation, cellular component: nucleus; mitochondrion. Lineage: Eukaryota; Fungi; Ascomycota; Dothideomycetes; Pleosporales; Lindgomycetaceae. The record is from RefSeq and is a predicted model, not a curated record.